UGCCCGUGGACACCGCCGAGUAAGCAUCGUGAAAGUCUCCCCUCCCACCGCCGUCAUGUCUAAGUCAGAGUCUCCCAAAGAGCCUGAACAGCUGCGGAAGCUUUUCAUUGGAGGUUUGAGCUUUGAAACAACCGAUGAGAGUCUGAGGAGCCAUUUUGAGAAAUGGGGAACACUUACGGACUGUGUGGUAAUGAGAGAUCCAAACACCAAGCGCUCCAGAGGCUUUGGGUUUGUCACCUAUGCCACUGUGGAAGAGGUGGAUGCAGCCAUGAAUGCAAGGCCACACAAGGUGGAUGGAAGAGUUGUGGAACCAAAGAGGGCUAUCUCGAGAGAAGAUUCUCAAAGACCUGGUGCCCACUUAACUGUGAAAAAGAUUUUUGUCGGUGGCAUUAAAGAAGACACUGAAGAACAUCAUCUAAGAGAUUAUUUUGAACAGUAUGGGAAAAUUGAAGUGAUUGAAAUCAUGACUGACCGAGGCAGUGGCAAAAAGAGAGGCUUUGCUUUUGUGACCUUUGAUGACCAUGACUCUGUAGACAAGAUUGUCAUUCAAAAAUACCAUACUGUGAACGGCCACAACUGUGAAGUAAGGAAAGCUUUAUCUAAGCAAGAGAUGGCUAGUGCUUCUUCCAGCCAAAGAGGUCGAAGUGGUUCUGGGAACUUCGGUGGUGGUUGUGGAGGUGGUUUUGGUGGGAAUGACAACUUUGGCCAUGGAGGAAACUUCAGUGGGCGAGGUGGCUUUGGCGGCAGUCGAGGUGGUGGUGGAUAUGGUGGCAGUGGGGAUGGCUAUAAUGGAUUUGGUAACGAUGGAAGCAACUUUGGAGGUGGUGGAAGCUAUAAUGAUUUUGGCAAUUACAACAAUCAAUCUUCAAAUUUUGGACCCAUGAAAGGAGGAAAUUUUGGAGGCAGAAGCUCUGGCCCCUAUGGUGGUGGAGGCCAAUACUUUGCCAAACCACGAAACCAAGGUGGCUAUGGCGGUUCCAGCAGCAGCAGUAGCUAUGGCAGUGGCAGAAGGUUUUAAUUACUGCCAGGAAACAAAGCUUAGCAGGAGAGGAGAGCCAGAGAAGUGACAGGGAAGCUACAGGUUACAACAGAUUUGUGAACUCAGCCAAGCACAGUGGUGGCAGGGCCUAGCUGCUACAAAGAAGACAUGUUUUAGACAAUACUCAUGUGUAUGGGCAAAAAACUCGAGGACUGUAUUUGUGACUAAUUGUAUAACAGGUUAUUUUAGUUUCUGUUCUGUGGAAAGUGUAAACCAUUCCAACAAAGGGUUUUAAUGUAGAUUUUUUUUUUUUGCACCCAUGCUGUUGAUUGCUAAAUGUAAUAGUCUGAUCAUGACGCUGAAUAAAUGUGUCUUUUUUUAAAUGUGCUGUGUAAAGUUAGUCUACUCUGAAGCCAUCUUGGUAAACUACCCCAACAGUGUGAAGUUAGAAUUCCAUCAGGGUGAUGCCAGGUUCCAUUUGAAAUUUAUUUGCAACCUGCUUGGGCACAGAAGCCGUUGUCUCCACAAACAUUGGUGUGGUUGAACUGACAGUUAAUGUGUUGUGACCUGGAGUUCACCGUUAAAAGGGUCACCCAAGCAAAGUCGUGGAGUUUAUUUGGUUAUUAGUAUGAUUGUUGGCACAUCCUAUGCAAUAUAUCUAAAUUGAAUUAUGGUAUCAGAUAAAAUUAUAGAUGGGAUUAAAGCUUGUGUAUCGUCCAUUAUCAUGUGUAAUCAAUAAACGAUUUAAUAUUC
Messenger RNA from Neofelis nebulosa (Clouded leopard), 1732 nucleotides. RefSeq names its product heterogeneous nuclear ribonucleoprotein A1-like. Bases 56 to 1018 code for a protein of 320 amino acids. The record is from RefSeq and is a predicted model, not a curated record. The transcript has a single exon. Lineage: Eukaryota; Metazoa; Chordata; Mammalia; Carnivora; Felidae. Gene Ontology annotation, molecular function: RNA binding.